This is a messenger RNA of Salmo salar (Atlantic salmon), 3269 nucleotides long. RefSeq names its product myocyte-specific enhancer factor 2C. Gene Ontology annotation, biological process: positive regulation of transcription by RNA polymerase II; cell differentiation; heart development. Gene Ontology annotation, molecular function: protein dimerization activity; histone deacetylase binding; RNA polymerase II cis-regulatory region sequence-specific DNA binding. The record is from RefSeq and is a predicted model, not a curated record. Lineage: Eukaryota; Metazoa; Chordata; Actinopteri; Salmoniformes; Salmonidae.
GCCUAUAGCACUGAGAUGUAGUGCCUUAGAGCGUUGUGCCACUCGGGAACAAAGGCCAGAGUGUCAGCGGCACACACACCACCUACAGUAUAUCGUGGUGUAGUUGGAUAAAUAUAGCUAAAUAUACCCAGAGUGACAGAGACUGCUGACUAGACCUCUGCCACAGACACGCACCCAACCAGCACACACUGGGGAGGUCACCGGGGGGUGUGUGUGUUCCAGGGUGCUGCUGGGGGCUGGUUAUGUCUCUCUCCUGUCAGUGUACAGUUAGCUCUGAGCCAAACAGUCACCCAGCUCUCUGGGUUCUCUCCUCUAAGCCAGCUGGUCUGGCUUUAUCACUUCUUCUACUCUUCUUCUAAUCCUUCGUUCAGUUUCAUCCCUUCAUUUCUGAGGUAAAAGAUAAAGUGGUCUGACCCUCAGCUGGAGCUGUAGGGAACCUUCCAGGAGAAGAUAAUACAAGCAGCACUGGUCCGCUGUAAACCUAUGGACCUGGUACCCUUACAGACCACCCUGAUGGAACACUCAGACACAGACUGACAGAAAGACUAAGACAGCGGACUGAAACACAGAUGAGAUUGAGAUAAAGCCAAACCUAGAGACAGAAACGAAGACUGAAACGCAUGUAGAACGACUGAGGCUUUGAUGGAACAGAAGGACAUGUGCAAGUGAUUGACUGGAGUGAAUGCCAGAGGAAUUGAGAGAAGAAGAAUUGAGAGAAUACUGCUGUGAGGAUUUGGAAGACAAGAGAAGAAGAACAGGACAUUUGGGAUAGGAAAGGGAGAGAAGAUGGGGAGGAAAAAGAUCCAGAUAGCACGGAUUAUGGAUGAACGUAACAGACAGGUGACAUUCACCAAGCGGAAGUUUGGCCUGAUGAAGAAGGCGUAUGAGCUGAGUGUUCUGUGUGACUGUGAGAUCGCCCUCAUCAUCUUCAACAGCACCAAUAAAUUGUUCCAGUACGCCAGCACUGACAUGGACAAGGUCCUGCUCAAAUACACAGAGUACAACGAACCUCACGAGAGCAGGACUAACUCCGACAUCGUGGAAACUCUGCGUAAGAAGGGUCUAAAUGGUUGUGACAGUCCCGACAUCGAGGCAGACGAUUCUGCUGGUCAGAGCCCCGAGUCAGAGGACAAAUACCGCAAGAUCAACGAUGACAUCGACCUCAUGAUCAGCAGACAGAGACUCUGUCAGGCUCUCCCCCCACCUAACUACGACAUGGUUGGCUCCAUCCAGGGCCAAAACAACAGUGGACUACUAUACUCUCACCCCGGGGCGGGGGGAUCCUUGUAUAACCACAAUCUUCUGCCCCUUUCCCACACACACCCUGGCCUGCAGAGGAACAGCAUGUCACCUGUACCCCAACACACACACCAACCCCCCAGUGCUGGAAACUCAGGAGGGAUGAUGGGUUCAGAGCUGUCUAACACUGUCUCCAGCGCUGUUAGCGGUAACUAUGGUAACCACCGUACCUCCCUGGGGCGGCUGUCUCCAGGAGGCAUGGCCAAGACUUCGCCCCCGAUGAUUCAGGCCAAGACUUCGCCCCCGAUGAACUCCAUGACCCUGAGUGGCAACCGCAAGCCGGACCUCCGCACGCUGCUACCCCCUGGGAACAAGAGCAACAUGCCCUCCAUCAACCAGAGAAUAAACCACUCUCAGUCUGCCCAGACAUUGACUACCCCCGUGGUCUCCAUAGCAACACCUACUCUGCCCGGGCAGGGUAUGGUAGGGUACCCCUCUGCCCUCUCCACCUCAUAUGACACAGAGUACUCUCUGGGUGACCUGUCAGGGUUUGGUAACAGAUCAGGAUCUCUCCACCUGGGAUCAGUAACAGGCUGGCAGCAACAACCGCUACAGAAUAUACAGCACUCAGCACUAGGACACAUGGGAAACCUUUGUCAGAACUCCAACCUUAACCUCCAGAAUGUCCAUCAGAACCUUUACAUCAAGUCAGAGCCCACCUCCCCGCCCAGAGAUCGAGGCAUCGGAUUUGUCAGCGGAAGGAUGGGGGGCGUGUCCCAUGGCUACCCAACAAAUCAGGGCCCGGCAGAGGCAGGGCAGUCUCCUGGCGACAGCCUAUCCAGCUGUGGCAGCUCGUAUGAUGGCAGUGAUCGCGAGGAUCACCACGGAAACGAUAACUUCCUGCAACGCCCGAUGCCCAAUCAGGAGGAGCGCCACAGCCCGUCUCUCAAACGAAUGCGCCUAUCAGAAUGCUGGGCUACAUGAUAAGGCCUGCCUCUGAUUUACAGAGGGGGAGGGGCUUGUGUAGUUACAUUUAGUGUUAUUAUAACUAUUAUUAAGCUUGUGUCCAAAAUGGCACUCUAUUCCCUACAUACUGCUCUUGCCAAAAGUAGUGCACUUUAUAGGGAAUAGGGUUCGAUUUCAGAUUUGCCCUAUAUUCUUCUUGUGCAGAGUGAGAGUGUUCCACUAUAAGAGGGACAUUAUAAACAGGAGUGUGGGGGGAAUAUAACAGUGACAGACUGGGUCUGAAAUGGAACCCUAUUGCCCACGUAGUGCACUACCUAUGGGGAAAUAGGGAGUGAUUUGAGACAACCAGUGAUAUUAUACAGGAGUGAGGGUGGAUAUGGUGUGAGGGAGUCAGUGUGGGAGGUAUGUUGCCUGUAUUGUGUAUUUGUGGGAGAGAGAGGGAAUCAGUAAAUUAAUAUGUACACUAUGUAAACUAACUAACAAAGGUUGAAGAAGUCUGGUACUCUGUAUGGAUAAGAUACUGGUGAGUCAAUAAUAUACUAGGAGACACUAGGACAGGCACUGUGAGUGGACAUGUCAGGGUGUGUGUGUGUGUGUGUGUGUGUGUGUGUGUGUGUGUGUGUGUGUGUGUGUGUGUGUGUGUGUGUGUGUGUGUGUGUGUGUGUGUGUGUGUGUGUGUGUGUGUGUGUGUGUGUGUGUGUGUGUGUGUGUGUGUGUGUGUGUGUGUGUGUGUGUGUGUGUGUGUGUGUGUGUGUGUGUGUGUGUGUGUGUGUGUGUGUGUGUGUGUGUGCGCACGCGCGCGCUACCUAGGCUCUGAUUUCCCAAUCUGCAGCUGGCUGACUAGCAGACAGAGUGAGUGUUCACUACAACCCAUUCAUGUUGCCGGUUCAACAUAUUUAUGUGUAUAUAUAAAUGAAGAACAAGGGAGGAUUUGGCAGACAGAGAGAGAAAAUUAAAGGGAUAGAGAGAUAGACAGAGAAGGGAGGGAAAGACUGAUGGAGAAAGAGAGAAAAAAAGAGAACGAUAGAAGGAGACAGAGAAAGAGGACAACGAUAGGGGGAGAG